Molecule: messenger RNA, 713 nt
Organism: Chroicocephalus ridibundus (black-headed gull)
Lineage: Eukaryota; Metazoa; Chordata; Aves; Charadriiformes; Laridae
Product: CMRF35-like molecule 6
Exons: 3
Coding region: 136-705 (189 amino acids)
Cellular component (GO): plasma membrane
Molecular function (GO): transmembrane signaling receptor activity
Source: RefSeq, a predicted model, not a curated record
CCCCCGCGAUCAGGCAGCCCCCGGGGUGCCGGCGCUCCGCCCCGACGGGGCGGGCGGUGCCGCGGGGGCUGGCCGUGCCCCGCGGAGAGGAACCGGGAGCGGCAGGACGCCGAGCUCCGCCAUCCGCCAGCGACCAUGCAGCUCCUGCCGCUGCUCGCCUGGACGCUGCUGCCAGGCUGCUGGGCGGCGGUGAGGGGUCCCGGCACCGUGCGGGGAUUCGUGGGGGGGUCCCUCUCGGUGAACUGCACGUACCAGCAAGGCAAUGAGAUGAAGCCGAAAUUCUGGUGCUCUCCGGCAAGGAUUAUUUUUACCUGUGAUGAUGACAUCGUCAUCACCUCGAGGUAUCAUCCGGAGGUGCGGCGGGACCGAUUCUCCAUCCGGGACAAUCGCGCACGGCGGGUGUUCACGGUGACGGUGGAGGGCCUGACCGAGCGGGAUGCGGGCAUCUACCGCUGCGGGGUGCGAACAGACUUUCCCCGGGCUGACAAGAGUGAUGAUGUGGAGGUGAUCGUGUCCCCAGACCCGUCGCUCAACUCGGCCCCCACCCUCCCUCCGACCAAGCCCCGCCCGCCCGCGGCGGGGACGGACGCUCCGUCGGGGACCCCCGACCCGUUCCGCUGCUUCCCGGUGGUGGCCGGGCUGCAGGUGCUGGCGCUGAUAGCCAUGAGCGGAGCCGUGCUCUGGGUCAGCCUGCGGAGCGGCUGAGACCCCAG